UACCAGUGCUAUGCAACACUAUGUGGGAUUAUGUCCAAUGUUCGAUGUCGAGGUCAUGAAUGCAGAUGCUGAAUUGGUUCUUGGAGAUCAGGGUGCCCAGUCCAGCCCUAGCAAUGUCGCGCGUGGUCUUUCUUCAAUUUAUAAAGAGAUUACAGAGACUGUGCGGAAAGAAGCCGCCACUAUUGCAGCCGUUUUUCCUUCCCCAAACGAUGUAAUGUCAAUACUGGUUCAGCGUGUCUUGGAGGACCGUGUUCCAAAGCUUCUUGAGAAACUUUUACUGAAGCCGUCUCUUGUCAGUCCACCUCCCAUGGAAGAAGGUGGACUUAUAUUAUAUCUCAGAUUGCUAGCCGUGGCAUAUGAGAAGACACAGGAGCUUGCAAGAGAUUUACGUGGUGUAGGGUGUGGCGACUUGGAUGUUGAAGGAUUAACAGAAUCUCUGUUUCUACCACACAAAGACAUAUACAUCGAGUAUGAGCAGGCCUCUCUUAGACAACUUUACAAAGCUAAGAUGGAGGAGCUGCGCACCGAAGGCCAGCAAUCCUCUGAGUCAUCUGGAACAAUUGGACGCUCAAAAGGUGCUUCAAUGGCAUCCUCUCACCAGCAAAUCUCUGUCACUGUGGUGACAGAGUUUGUGCGUUGGAAUGAAGAAGCAGUAUCCAGAUGCACUUUGUUUUCAUCACAGGUAUAUGUGACACAUGUUUCAAGAUGUUGCACGAGCUACAACUUACUCUUUCUUGGAAUGCAAAUACCUUCAAGAUGGCGGGGAACAGCUUCUUGAUUUAAAAAAUUAGCUUAGUGGAAGAUCCAAAAAAUAUAUAUUGCAUUGUGCCUGAACGCUCAAGUGAAUUUACAAAUUUCAUAUGUAGCCUUUUCGGUUUGACGGACUCACUCUAAUAAAUCUUGACAGUGAGAGAAGGGUUCGAUAGUGGAUGCCAGUGAUUAUUUCAUUUUAUUCAGAGAGAUAGAGAGAGGGAGGGAGGAAGAGAGAGAUGGAGUCUUUCUUGUCCUCAUGAUGCUUUUUACUUUUUAGAGAAAUUUGCUGUAGAAGUGGGAAGAGAUACCAGAUACUUGGAAACAAUGUAACUGUACUAGUUGCCGUCUUUAUAGAAAAACUGAAUCAAGGAUAGAAUUUAGUUGUUUCUUUUUUUUGUUUGUUUCUUGCACUUAUUGUUGCAGGGAUUUCAUUCUGGCUUAUCCAUAUAUUUCGGCAAACUGUGAUGUAAAAAAGAUUGGCAUGCUAACUUCAUCUGUAUUAUUCUGAACUUCAUUGAUUUCUUUGUGCAUGUAGCUUUGUCUUCCGUUAGAACAAACUAAAUUAUUUAGCGAGCAGAGGCAAUUCUUCCUGAAAAUGUGUAUGCUAGUUAUCCACAGCAAAAAUUAGAAAGUUGAUGCUUAUUUUUAAUGUCCUUUUGAAGAUGUCAUGUUCUUUGUCUGCAAAAGGCAAUGUGGACGUUCUUCUGACAAGUUUAUUGGUCAUGUUAGAGGAGUAAAGUAAUCAAAUAUUUUGUUGUCCGUUUCCUGUAGACUUGUGCAAAGGUCUUCAAACAGCACCUUGUCCUAA
Molecule: messenger RNA, 1561 nt
Organism: Nicotiana attenuata
Lineage: Eukaryota; Viridiplantae; Streptophyta; Magnoliopsida; Solanales; Solanaceae
Product: exocyst complex component SEC10-like
Biological process (GO): exocytosis; Golgi to plasma membrane transport
Cellular component (GO): exocyst; cytoplasm
Source: RefSeq, a predicted model, not a curated record